Messenger RNA from Medicago truncatula (barrel medic), 2101 nucleotides. RefSeq names its product protein NRT1/ PTR FAMILY 5.2. Gene Ontology annotation, biological process: transmembrane transport. The coding region runs from base 436 to 1938 and encodes 500 amino acids. The record is from RefSeq and is a predicted model, not a curated record. Lineage: Eukaryota; Viridiplantae; Streptophyta; Magnoliopsida; Fabales; Fabaceae. Gene Ontology annotation, molecular function: transmembrane transporter activity. The transcript is spliced from 2 exons. Gene Ontology annotation, cellular component: membrane.
CCUUCAAACUCUCCCUAACCCUUAAAAAUGUUUAUAUCAGACAACCCUUUAACUUGGGAUAUAAAUCAGUUUGGUUAUAGUUUUCUUAACAACAUGAAUUAUGAUCCACGCUAACAACUUAUGGGAUGAUAAACCACAACAAGUCAACAACAGACUUAAUAAUACAUCUUGACCCAGAAAUUCAAGUAUCUGAUGCAUGUUUACAUUCUCCUAUGUUGUAUUGAAUUUACUCAUUCUGAUCAUUGUCGGAUAUUAUCUUUUGCACUUGGAUUUCAAGCACAUUUUUUGUUUUCUAAAUAUCAUUAGUCAACACACGACCCAUGGUUUUCUACAAUUCAAGUAUUACACUUAAAAAAAAUUGGAUUUAGUAUGCUACCUAUCUUUCGUGAUUAUACAGUAUAAACAGACAGCCCAUGAUUUCUUUGACCACAGGGAAUGUGCUUGUUGACUCUAUCAGUUUCACUACCAUCUUUGAGGCCACCAGAAUGUGCACCAGGCAUAGCAGACCAUAACUGCCCCAAGGCAUCAACAUUGCAAAAGGGUAUUUUCUUCCUUGCCCUGUAUAUCAUUGCCGUAGGCACAGGGGGGACCAAGCCAAACAUUUCUACAAUGGGAGCAGACCAAUUUGACGAGUUCGAGCCCAAAGAGAGAUCCUAUAAGCUUUCUUUCUUCAAUUGGUGGUUUUUUAGUAUUUUCCUGGGUACCCUAUUCUCCAACACUUUCUUAAUUUACAUACAAGACAAUGUGGGUUGGGCUGUUGGGUACGGCCUUCCAACCAUUGGACUUGGUAUUUCAAUAUUUGUUUUUAUGGUAGGAACUCCAUUGUAUAGGCACAAAUUGCCCUCAGGAAGCCCUUUGACUAGGAUGCUCCAAGUCUAUGUGGCUACUUUUCGAAAGUGGAAAUCAUGCGUCCCAGAAGAUCCAAAAGAGCUGCAUGAGUUGAGUAUGGAAGAUUAUGCUUGUAAGGGGAGAAACAGAAUUGAUCGCAGCACUUCAUUGAGUUUCCUUGACAAAGCAGCUAUAAAGACCGGCCAAACGUCGCCAUGGAUGCUUUGUACAGUGACACAAGUUGAGGAAACCAAACAAAUGACAAAAAUGAUUCCUAUUCUGAUUACAACAAUUAUGCCAAGCACAUUGAUGAUUCAAUCGACCACACUCUUCAUUAAACAAGGCAUCACACUAGACAAGAGAAUGGGACCCCAUUUUGAUAUUCCUCCGGCGUGUCUGACAGCAUUUGUAACUAUCUUCAUGCUUAUAAGCAUUGUAGUCUAUGACCGUGUUUUUGUGCCAGUGAUUCGGCGGUACACAAAGAACCCCAGAGGGAUAACAAUGCUACAAAGACUAGGAAUUGGCCUUGUGCUGCACGUCAUUAUAAUGGUCACUGCAUGUUUGGCUGAGAGGAAGCGACUAAGUGUUGCAAGAGAAAAUGGUCUCUUUGGCCAGCAUGACACCCUUCCUCUUACUAUUUUUAUUCUGCUACCCCAGUUUGCCUUGACAGGGGUUGCUGAUAACUUCGUUGAUAUUGCCAAGAUGGAAAUCUUCUAUGAUCAAGCACCAGAAGGCAUGAAAAGUCUCGGAACAGCGUAUUUCACAACCAGCUUAGGUUUAGGAAGCUUUCUCAGUACUGUUCUUCUGUCUGCUGUUGCUAAUAUCACCCAAAGACAUGGUCACAAGGGAUGGAUAUUAAAUAACCUAAACACUUCCCGUUUAGAUUAUUAUUAUGUAUUCCUGGCAAUACUAAGCUUACUCAACUUCCUUUUCUUUGUGGUUGUUGCCAAGUUUUAUGCAUAUAAUGUUGAUGUAACACAAAACAAAUAUGGCUUGGAGAUGAUCCUUGCUUCAACUCAGGAGGACAAUGCUAAAAUAAGGCAAAGCACUCCACAACCAGAUGCCAAGUCAUGGGAAAAUAAGGCUGUUGUUCCUUCUGCUAGCCCUUAAAAAAAUAAAUAGCUUUAGAUUUGUCUUCUUGUGACUUCUUUCUUUCUUCACUUAUCAUUUCCGAUUAACGAGCUUAAAGCUAAAUGCAAUGGUCUUUUCUUGUUUACUAGGAACAUUAACAUGGUCAUAAAUAAUAGAGCUUAUGAUAAGACAUUAUAUUGGG